GUAGAGGUAGAUGCAGCACCACAGCAAGACCUGACAAAGAUCAUGGCUGAAAUCCGUGAGCACUACGAGGCCAUUACUACCAAGAACCGCAAAGAUCUUGAGGCUUGGUUCCAGGCUAAGAGUGAAACCCUCAACAAGGAAGUUGUUGUGAGCACAGAAACCAUUCAAACAUCCCGAUCUGAAAUCACAGAGCUUAAACGCACACUCCAAAGUCUUGAAAUCGAGCUACAAUCACAACUCAGUAUGAAAGCAUCGCUGGAAGGCACUUUGGCAGACACACAGGCCCGCUACUCCGCAAUGUUGUCCGACUACCAGUUCCAGGUGACCAGCAUGGAGCAGCAGCUGGUGCAGCUUCGUGGCGAUCUGGAGCGUCAACGGCAAGAUUAUCAGAUGCUUCUGGACAUCAAGACCAGACUGGAGAUGGAGAUUGCAGAGUACAGAAGACUGCUGGAUGGAGAGGCUACAAGGUAAG
Sinocyclocheilus grahami is the source of this 472-nucleotide messenger RNA. Its product is annotated as keratin, type I cytoskeletal 50 kDa-like. The record is from RefSeq and is a predicted model, not a curated record. Gene Ontology annotation, molecular function: structural molecule activity. The annotation marks the transcript as partial. Gene Ontology annotation, cellular component: cytoskeleton. The transcript has 3 exons. Lineage: Eukaryota; Metazoa; Chordata; Actinopteri; Cypriniformes; Cyprinidae.